AUGGAAGUACAGACACCGGAUAACAAACCUACAGAUCAGCAAGAAUUAAACCGGACAGAUGUCAUUCCAAAUAGUGAAAGCUUAGAUGAAGUACAAACGGAAGAGCGACCCACUCAGGUGUUUUCUCAUGGGUCUGCCGAGCCAGAGGUGUCUUCCCAUGUGACUGUCGAGCCACAAGAUUCGGCGCCAGUGGAUCCACAAGAGCAAUCCACUCAAGCGUUUUCUCAUGGGCCUGCCGAGCCAGAGGUGUCUUCUCAUGAGAUUAUCGAGCCACAGGUAAGAUUUUUACUUAAAAUCAAUUUUAUUCAAUAUAAGGUUCAUCCUUCGGCGCCUGCGGUGGCAACUCUCGACGAGGAUGAGGUCGCGUUUCCAGACCCAGCUCAGCCUGAGAUUCUGAGCGUGCUAGCAGGACUAGAUCCCAAGAAGAAACACGUUAUGCAGAAGGGCACAAGGGCGAGGGAUGAUCAUGGCUUAGAGGGCCAUCUUAUUAAGAGGAAAAAGGGGGAUGGAGACGAUGGCGAAGGCGGUGGGGAUGGUAUGAGCCUUAGGCCUAAGAAUAGUCUAAGGCAUACCAUAUGUGGGACCCACUAGUAUAUACAAUAGUGUUGUACAGUUUAAGUAAAUAUUAUAUAUUUUUGGCAUAUCUAUUUAUAUUCAUAAAUAUUAUCUUAGUCUU
Lycium ferocissimum is the source of this 676-nucleotide messenger RNA. RefSeq lists its product as uncharacterized. The record is from RefSeq and is a predicted model, not a curated record. The coding region runs from base 1 to 591 and encodes 196 amino acids. The transcript is spliced from 4 exons. Lineage: Eukaryota; Viridiplantae; Streptophyta; Magnoliopsida; Solanales; Solanaceae.